Messenger RNA from Aquila chrysaetos chrysaetos, 2102 nucleotides. RefSeq names its product STEAP2 metalloreductase (gene STEAP2). The transcript is spliced from 8 exons. Lineage: Eukaryota; Metazoa; Chordata; Aves; Accipitriformes; Accipitridae. Gene Ontology annotation, molecular function: ferric-chelate reductase (NADPH) activity; cupric reductase (NADH) activity. Gene Ontology annotation, cellular component: endosome; plasma membrane. Bases 394 to 2025 code for a protein of 543 amino acids. The record is from RefSeq and is a predicted model, not a curated record. Gene Ontology annotation, biological process: copper ion import.
UCCCGGCCGCGGUGGUGCCGGUGGUGGAGCGGCCGCAGGGGGCGGGUCGCAGCGGCAAGACAGGCGCCGCCUUCCCGCCUGCCCGCCCGCCUCUGCGGGGCCGGAGUCUGAGGACGAGAAGCGGCGACGCUGGUCCUCCUGGCGGGCGGGAGGAGCUGGAGAUGCCGGCCAGGACCUGGGCCCCGCCGAGCUCCUCUGGGGUGGACAGCCGCAUCGCGCAGCCGCCCGCUAGCCUGCCGAGGGGGCACCGGCCUGCACCCCGCGUCCAGCCAGCCCCUCGCCUCAGCCCUCGCCCCGUAAGUUCCCGCCCGAGCGGGUGGUCACAAAUUCAGUGACUGCCCGGCUCUCUGUUUUUCUUCUCCAAAAUCAUUGUAGGUUUGGUGUCUUCGAAGUAUGGAAUCAAUCUCUAUGAUGGGAAGUCCUAAGAACCUCAAUGAAACUUUUCUACCAAAUGUUGCCAAUGGCAUCAAGGAUGCCAGUAAGAUCACAAUAGGCAUCAUUGGAAGUGGAGACUUUGCUAAGUCAUUGACAAUUAGACUUAUCAGAUGCGGGUACCACGUGGUUGUAGGAAGCAGAAACCCUAAACUUGCUGCUGAGUUCUUUCCCCAUGUGGUUGAUGUCACUCACCAUGAAGAUGCAGUAACAAAAACAAACAUAAUUUUUGUAGCCAUACACAGAGAACAUUACGCCUCUUUGUGGGACCUCAAACAUUUACUCACUGGUAAAAUUCUGAUUGAUGUCAGCAAUAAUACAAGAGUAGACCAAUAUCCGGACUCCAAUGCAGAGUAUUUGGCAUCGCUUUUCCCAGAUUCCCUGAUUGUCAAAGGAUUCAAUGUUGUUUCAGCUUGGUCACUGCAGUUAGGACCAAAGGAUGCCAGCAGACAGGUCUAUAUAUGCAGUAACAAUGUUCAGGCUCGCCAUCAAGUUAUUGAGCUUGCCCGUCAGCUCAGUUUUAUUCCUAUUGAUUUGGGGGCAUUGUCAUCUUCAAGGGAGAUUGAAAACUUACCUCUGCGACUGUUCACACUGUGGAAAGGGCCUGUAGUGAUUGCCAUUAGCCUGGCAACAUUUUUCUUCAUUUAUUCCUUCAUCAGAGAUGUAAUCCAUCCAUAUGUGAGAAAUCAGCAGAGUGACUUUUACAAGAUCCCCAUUGAGAUCGUGAACAAGACUCUACCAAUUGUUGCUAUCACUUUACUUUCUCUAGUGUAUUUAUCAGGACUUAUUGCAGCUGCUUACCAGCUUUACUAUGGUACUAAGUAUAGGCGAUUUCCACCUUGGCUGGACAACUGGCUCCAGUGUCGAAAGCAGCUUGGACUGCUCAGUUUUUUCUUUGCAACAGUGCAUGUGGCAUAUAGCCUCUGCUUACCUAUGAGGAGAUCGGAGCGAUACUUGUUCCUCAAUAUGGCAUAUCAACAGGUUCACACCAACAUUGAAAAUUCUUGGAAUGAGGAAGAAGUGUGGCGAAUUGAAAUGUAUAUCUCCUUUGGAAUAAUGAGCCUUGGAUUGCUUUCUUUACUGGCAGUAACUUCCAUCCCUUCAGUAAACAAUGCCUUAAACUGGAGGGAGUUCAGUUUUAUUCAGUCUACACUUGGAUACGUUGCUCUGCUCAUAAGUACUUUCCAUGUACUGAUUUAUGGAUGGAAAAGAGCUUUUGAAGAAGAGUAUUACAGAUUUUAUACACCACCAAAUUUUGUUCUUGCCCUUGUUCUGCCUUCCAUUGUAAUUCUAGUGCUUGUUUUACUGAGUGUUGAUACUAUGCUGGCAGCUAGGGCCCCGAACUUCCACCUUUGUCCAGCUGUACCUUGUACUGUACAAAAGUGCAUGUCCACCCAUCACAGUAAACCCAGCGGAGGGCCUGGUGUUCCCGGACAGUUUGGCGCUGGCGGGCUCAGCCACGCUCCCAUCCUGGAGACACCGUUUCAGAAUACAACCGCGCAGACAUUAGAUAUGCGUCCCCUUAGAAGCAUCCCGUGUUCGCAGCUGAGAGAUGCCGUAGCAAACCUAGGGGUGAAAACUGUGAGCAAGUAGAAAAUACCCAAAUCCCCUCACGCUUCUGUCCCCACCUUCCAGGCAUGAGUCAUCUGUCUUUUUUAGGUCUAUGCAGA